Molecule: messenger RNA, 4604 nt
Organism: Styela clava
Lineage: Eukaryota; Metazoa; Chordata; Ascidiacea; Stolidobranchia; Styelidae
Product: proline dehydrogenase 1, mitochondrial-like
Cellular component (GO): mitochondrion
Molecular function (GO): FAD binding; proline dehydrogenase activity
Source: RefSeq, a predicted model, not a curated record
GUUUGUCGGGCUUUUCUGAUUUUAGCUUCAAUUUUUAUUCUACUUAUUUCUAGAUACCGUUCGUUUUUAAUUAUAUUGUAAUUUUAUUUACUGGUCAAGCUAUGUUGAAAAAUGGGGGACAGUUGACGGCGACAGCAUGUUAUAGAGCUGCUGUAAAGCGCAUUUCUCGACCUGACAAACGUAUUUUUCUUUUAUGUGAGGUAAAACCAUCUUCCGGAAAUAUUCUUGUUACCAGAACUAUUGUGACAAAAACAGCAUACAGGAAAUCUCCAAUAUCUACUGUUCAGCCUGGAAUAAAAGUGCCAAGCGCAACUGUUGAUCAUUUGGAAAACUUUACAACCAAAGAUGAAAUUAUACAGUUCAAAUCAAACGAAAAAGAAGAAUGGAACAUUGAUUUUACAAAUACUGCAAAUUCAUAUCGAAGUAAAUCUAUGCAAGAAUUGAUUCGAGCUUCUUUUGUCUUGAAACUUUGCACUGUUGAUAAACUUGUGGAUUAUAAUUUGGAGCUCGCAAACCUCGGUCAGAAGAUUCUUGGACAGAAUUUGUUCAAAUAUGUUAUGAAAAAUACUUUCUAUGGACAAUUUGUUGCCGGUGAAAAUGAGGAAGAAAUCAAGCCAUGCAUCCAGAAAAUGCAAUCAUAUGGUGUUGGAUCAAUUCUCGAUUACGCUGUUGAGGAAGAUUUAUCGGAAGAAGAAGCAAAAGAUCUAGAAAUGAGUUCUUGUGUUUCACACGUAGAUAAUUCACAAACAGGUGGAAUUCAUUUGCUCAAUUAUUUUUUCAGAGUAUUUAAAACUAGCGGUGGUGCAGUUACAAAUGAAGGGUGGAAAUCUGAUAAUAUUGGUGAACAUAUCCAUGGUACUGGUUACAAUAAAUUCAAAGCACAUAGAGAGUUUGGUGAUCGUCGACAUAAAGUUGUCAGUGCAAGAACCUACUUCUACACUGAUGAAGCAAAAUGUGAUGAAAAUAUGAAAAUGUUUAUGAAAUGUAUCGAUGCGGCAGGUUCAACCACUGAAGGGGGAUUUGCUGCAAUCAAGCUAACAGCACUGGGAAGGCCACAAUUUUUGCUGCAGUUUUCCGAUGCAUUGAUGCGAGCUAAUGAGCUAUUCAAUAAAUUAUCUCUGAAGAAUGUUGAUGUACUGGAGAAAGGUUUUGAUAUUCACAGAUUCAGGAAAAAGGCAAAAAGUAUUGGAAUUCUAAUGAGUAGAGAUGAUAGUAGAAAAUGGUUUACGUGGAUGGACACUGAUGAAUCUGGAUUUGUUGAUUUACUCGACUGGAAUCAACUUAUCUCAAGCAAUAAAAAGUUUUCAGAAAUAUUUGUUGUUCCAAAUCCUCAGACGGGAGAAAUGGAAUCUUUACUCACUGAUAUGACUGAUGAAGAAGAUGCCCAAAUGAGAAGAAUGUUACGAAGAAUGGAUGUUCUUGCUAGAAGAGCUGAAAGUCAAGGAGUUCGUCUUAUGGUUGAUGCAGAGCAAACUUAUUUCCAACCUGCUAUCAGUAGAAUCACUGUUGAAAUGAUGAGAAGAUUCAACAAAACAAGACCUGUUAUAUUCAAUACAUAUCAGUGUUAUCUCAAGGCGGCUUUCAACUAUAUUACUGUUGAUUUGGCCCUGGCUCAGAGAGAAGGUUUUCAUUUCGGUUGCAAACUUGUUCGAGGUGCUUACAUGGAACAAGAAAGGGAAAGAGCAAAUAUGUUGAAAUAUGAAGAUCCUAUACAACCUGACUAUGAGGCAACAAACAGGGGUUACUUGAAAUCAUUGGAUCUUCUUCUUGAUAACAUUAAUUCACAUGGCAACAUAAAUGUGAUGGUUGCAAGUCAUAACGAAGAUAGUAUCAAAUAUGCUUUACAAAGAAUGCAUGAUCUCGGAAUUUCUUCAGCUUCUAAACAAGUAUUUUUUGGACAAUUACUUGGGAUGUGUGAUCAUGUGACAUAUCCACUAGGUCAAGCAGGCCACUGUGUAUUCAAGUAUGUACCUUUUGGACCGGUACGUGAAGUCAUGCCAUAUUUAUCCAGAAGAGCGCAGGAAAAUCGGGGAAUGCUUCGAGGGGCACAACUUGAACGUCAAAUGUUAUGGCAAGAAAUCAUGCGCAGACUUUUUGGUUUUUUGACACCAAAAGUCGUAAAAUCGUAACACGUUUUUUUUAGAAAAAAUUUUCAAAGUAAAAAAAGUUUUCUUUAAGCGGUGUUUGUUUUGCUUUAGAUUUUAAUUAUUAGCUUUUCGACUAUGGCCAAUCUUAAGCAAUUUUAGGACUUGCACUUAGUACUUUUACUUGAAAAAUAAUACAUGUUUUUAUCGAUAAUUUAUUAAAAUUUUUGACACCUUGUUAACAAUUUGAAAUUACUAGUAAUAGUUUUAUUUCUGUUUAUGUUAUGUAACUGGAGAUAUAUUUACUUCUAAUACACAUCACAUAAUCGGGUUUUUGUUGCGCGUUAGUUAAAUCAGAAAUAUGUAGGAAUAAAUUGACUCGGAUACAAGAAUUUUAUAGGCAUUUGUGACUAUGUUAUGUUUUAAACAAGAAGAGUGAGAUUUACUUGUCAAUUCGGUGCACCCGAACUAUUCGUACCAAGAUGGCGCACGACCUGAACAUAGUAUGUUUACCGGGUCAGGGUUGUUCAGGUUGUGCGUCAUCUUGGUACGAAUACUUCCGAGUGCCGUCAAUUCUUCAGUUGAAAUAUUGACAUAUCUGGGAUUGUGAUGAGACAAGCUUCCAUUCCAAUAAAGCAAUACCAUUGACACUACACUGUUUUGUGUAAUACAAAGUUAACAUUAAAAUUUGUAUUCCUAUUUUUGAAAGCCAUUAAGCAAAACUUGACAUUUUCAUAGCAAUAAUACACAAAGAAUAAUUCUAUUUGGAUAAAAACAUUUUUUUAUUUGCGCUUAACAUGUCUAUCGCCACACCACACAAGGCUUUGUAAAACAAUCGUUCUCAAAAGUAUGGCAAUUUUUAGAUAAGCACCUUUUUGCUUUUACAUGUAAGAAAAUUUCCAAUUCUGCAGCCUGUACCUGGCUUGUAGAUAUUUACUUUCAUGUGUAUGGUUGCUUAAACUGUGUAUAUCUUUGUUUUCAAUUUUACUUUUUCAUGCUCCCUUUUUUUAUUUUUUUUAUUCGAAAUGUGUUUUUAAGUCUCGAAAAGUUCAUUUAAUGAGCUCUAUACACAAUAACUUAGUAUGUAACACAAUUUCUUCAAAACACUAUGAUAUAUUCAAUUUUAUUUGUAUUUAGAAUAUUUAGAUAUUAUCAAAUAUUUGAAAAUACUGUACUUUUUAGAUAUUUUCUAUGCGUUUAAUCUAUAAAUUGAGCUACCAUCCACCUAAAUUUGACACAACUGGCAUAUUAGUCAUUCUCAAAUUCUUUAGUUUGUUCACAAUGGUAAAUAUUAACUCGACGACAUCAACAUAUAUGUCAAAUGAAAGAUGUGUCAACACCAAUAAAUAGAGCAAAUAAUUUCGCUUGACAAAAAGGUUGACAAAUAUUGGUAUUUGGAAAUGGAAAUUUUCAUUGCCUUCAGUGAUACAAAACUUUAAUUAAAGAUGAUUUUCGGGUUUUUUGAAAAGUAUUGCAUCUUAUUGUAAUUUAUUUUUAGAGCGUUUGAAAAGGAUGAUUAUAACCUUUUAGUCUGAAAAACAUCCGAAACACAAUAUUUUUUUUAGUUACGAUGGAUAAAUAUGGAACAAAGUAAUAACGAUACGAAUAUUCUAUUAAUUAUCGCUAACCGCAACUUGCAAUGUUGAUUGCAAUUUUUCCUAAUUGUCAUUAAAUCUGUUAUUAUAUCACUUAGUUCAUAACUGCAAAUGAGUCAACGAUCAUUCAACAACUACUCUGGUUCCGACUCCUGGUUUAAAGGUCAUCUCGACUCUCUCUCUGAACACCUUGAAAACAAAAUUUUGAUUACAAUAGCUUUGGUAUAUGCAAAUUUUCUUAUUAGUAUGUUGAGAUCGCUUAGUUAAUUUAACGCUUAUAUACUUACAUUUAAAUUUUAACCUUGAAUUCAACCAUUCUGACAGAAUUAGAAUUUUCUGCUUCGAAUCAGAUACGAUGUCGCACUUUGCCUUGGCUAAGACAUUAUUUCCUUUUUUUCAAACGCUUGCAGCACCAAGUGAUAAGUAUAUAACAGCUUUAAAAAUUGAUAAGAUUAAAUCAAAUAAUAAUUCAAAAUAUUUUUACUAUAUACCCACUGCGAAUUUUUUUUUUACAUUAGCCUCCUGCCUGCCACUUAUCUGAGAAAUAACUUAUGACUUUAUGUUAUAAUUUUGCUACUGUGUGCUGUUUUUCUCAGUUUAUUUUUUGAUCUUAAAAGCUGUUUUUUUAAAUAGGAUUUGAUAGUUUGUAUGUUUGCUUCCACAGUAAGUUUUAUAAUGUUCAUGUAAUAUUUAUCCACAAAAAAAAACGUUUUGUUAUAAUUAACUUCAACAAUAUUUUAUAACAAGUUUUUGUUUUAUUCAGAACGAGCCACAGAUGGACCGUACAUAUUUUAUCUAAGGCUUAAUCUAAUUUGAAAUAUAUGUAAGAAUAAUUAUUUUUGUAAAGUAGAAAAAAUGUUUUAUUUUUAACAGUGUUUGUACAUAAUUGUAUAUAUGUAAGAAAAAUAAACGGAAAAUUCACGUA